AUGAAUACUUGCCUAUUAUGCCAAGAUAUUUGCUGCCCAGAACACUGCUGUAAUUGAGACGAAUGCACUUGUGGCGACUGCGAUAUGUGCACUCCUCAUUCUGAAACUCAGCCUACACAAACUCAAGCAGAGACCCAGAUUCCAGCCCAAUACAAUGAUAAUGCAAAGAUCAUUCUUAUAGGCAAAAACAAAGAAUCUGAGCCAGUCAAAGAAAAAACUCGGACUUCAAGCGAGCUUGGUUUCGCAUCUUUGCAGAAUAAAGAAGAAUACGUGUUUAAGGCUGAAGAAACAAAAGAAGAGAGAAAAUCAUUACCUAAUAAAUUGGUUGAGGAAGAAAAAAGCGAGAUAGAAGAUAUGUAUGAUAUCGAUUUAAUAAGAAAGGCAGCAGGUGGUGGAAUUCAUGGCAUUCGAUAUUUAAAAAAGAAAUUGUCAUCUUAA
This is a messenger RNA of Blepharisma stoltei, 438 nucleotides long. NCBI's taxonomy places the organism in Eukaryota, Ciliophora, Heterotrichea, Heterotrichida, Blepharismidae. The record is from the annotation of a GenBank genome assembly.